AUGGCAGAAAAUUCUCAACAGUUUGGCUUCCGUGAGAGUAACCCUACCCGUAGGGUUAAUGAGGUGGAGACGACAUCUAUUCAGCAACAGUUGUCGGAGCUAACAUCCGUUGUUCGACAAUUAGCUGUGGGAAAUGUGCCCCAAGUAAAAGCCUGUGGAAUCUGCACAAAUAUGGGCCACCCUACUGACUCAUGUCUUCUGUUGCAAGAGAAUGGGGCUGAACAAGUGAACAUGGCUGGAGGCGUGCCCGCGCCUCGUAGACAGUACGAUCCAUACUCCAACACAUAUAAUCCGGGUUGGAGAGAUCACCCCAAUUUCAGCUAUGGUGAUAGGCCACAAAAUGCAUUCUCUAAUCGUCCACCAGGAUUUCAGCAACCUUGGCAACAGAAGUCUCAAUCCUCGUUCUCCAGCUCAGAAAGUUCUUUGGAGGAAAUUGUCAAGAGUUUGGCCACGACCACCACUCAACUCCAGCAAGAGACUAGGUCCUUGCUCGCGAGCACUAUUCAGUUCCAACAGGACACCAAAGCAGGCAUGAAGGACAUGGAGAUUCGAAUGAGUCAAAUGGCAACUGCCAUUAACCGCCUGGAGUCCCAUGUCUAUGGAAAAUUGCCAUCACAACCCGAGACAAAUCCCAACAAUGUAAGUGCCAUGACAUUAAGGAGUGGAAAAGAGGUGGAGGGACCUAAGUUGGUAAAUUCGAAGAGCAGAAAUGAAGAGGAAAUCGAGAAGGAGAUUGAAGAGAAAGGACGCAUUCGCGAAGAGCCUAAGGUACCCAAGUACGCAAAGUUCUUGAAAGACUUGUGCGUUAACAAAAGAAAGCUAAGGGGUGAUGAAAGAGUGAUGGUAGGAGAGAAUGUAUCAGCUGUACUUCAAAGGAAACUCCCACCCAAAUGCGGAGAUUCAGGCCGCCGCCACCUUCCUCUGCACCGCCCUAGCUUGCCAUCGUCCACCAACGCACCAGGCGUGCCUCUGCGCCCUGCCCGUGCACGCGGUCCUCCUCCAGCAGCACGCGGCCUUUCUCUUUGCCUGCAUUUAGGCAGAGAAUCAGGCGGCCUUCUUCGCUCACAUUGGAUUCACCCCGCCUCACCUCCUCCGCCUUAG
This is a messenger RNA of Coffea arabica (coffee), 1101 nucleotides long. NCBI's taxonomy places the organism in Eukaryota, Viridiplantae, Streptophyta, Magnoliopsida, Gentianales, Rubiaceae. The record is from RefSeq and is a predicted model, not a curated record.